AUGCAAGACUCUAAGCCUGUUACGACACCGCAAGACCCCGGACUGAAGUUGACUAAGCGUAUGUGUAAAGAUGGAUGCAAGCACAACUACACCAUGCAAGGAGUGCCAUACCGAAGUGCCGUCGGAGCCUUGAUGUACCUCAUGGUAGGCACGCGUCCAGACCUCGCAGCUUCAGUGGGAGUGCUCAGCCAGUUUGCUGCUGACCCGUGUCCGACACACUGGCAAGCACUCAAGCGCGUGCUACGGUACCUGCAAUCGACUCCUACACUUGGUAUUCGUUUUAUUGGCGCUGGCAAUGGCAAGUUGCUUGGCUAUUCCGAUGCCGACUGGGCUGGAGAUACUGAUACUAGACGAAGUACCAGCGGCUACGUAUUUGUGCUUAACAACGACUGCAUCAGCUGGCGUAGCAAGAAACAGCGCAGCGUGGCGCUCUCGUCUACCGAAGCAGAGUACAUGGCACUGUCGGAGGCGACCCAAGAAGCGACGUGGCUCAAGACGUUCAUGCGUGAGCUCGGUGAAGAAGCAGGUGAUGACGCUCUAGCUAUCUAUGAAGACAAUCAAGGUGCUAUUGCGUUGGCCAAGAACCCAGAGUUCCACAAACGCACUAAGCACAUCGACAUUCGCUACCACUUCGUGCGAGAAAUGGUCGAAAAGAAUCAAGUCGUGCUACAGUACUGUCCAACGCAAGAUAUGCUCGCUGACAUCAUGACCAAGGCAAUCGCAGCGCCACAGUUCACCAUCCUCCGUACUAAACUCGGCAUCACUGUCGGUGUCGCUACCGAGUCGAGUGGGAGUGUUGUAAAAGAAGCGACUCGGCAUGCAAACGGCAACCACAAGAAUGUACGGUCUGAUUAG
Molecule: messenger RNA, 855 nt
Organism: Peronospora farinosa
Lineage: Eukaryota; Oomycota; Peronosporomycetes; Peronosporales; Peronosporaceae
Source: the annotation of a GenBank genome assembly